Molecule: messenger RNA, 5700 nt
Organism: Parnassius apollo (apollo)
Lineage: Eukaryota; Metazoa; Arthropoda; Insecta; Lepidoptera; Papilionidae
Source: the annotation of a GenBank genome assembly
AUGACUUUGACUAUCUUCUGCCUGAUGGUGUUCGCGCUGUUCGCUCUGCAGGUCUACAUGGGAGAGUUGAGAAACAAAUGUGUGAAGAAUCUCGUUGUUAAGCCUGGUGAAAACUUUUCUGACGAACUAUGGUUACAGUGGAUUAGAGAGCCAUCUAAUUGGAUGGUAAAUGAAGAAGAAGUGCCUAUAAUCUGUGGUAACCUGACAGGUGCGCGGCACUGUCCUCCAGAAUACACCUGUUUAUGCGUGGGGCCGAAUCCAAAUCACGGCUACACGAACUUCGAUAAUUUUUUAUGGUCUAUGCUCACUACCUUUCAACUCAUAACCUUGGACUACUGGGAAAAUGUGUACAACAUGGUGCUGUCUUCGUGUGGUCCGAUGUCCGUGUCGUUUUUUACGGUGGUCGUCUUCUUCGGUUCCUUCUACCUUAUCAACCUGAUGCUCGCUGUAGUAGCGCUCAGCUAUGAGGAGGAAUCACAGAUUACACAAGAGGAACGCAAAAAGGAUCUGAAUGAACAUCGGGACGAUUCCACAUUCAGUUUCGAUCCCACCUCGUUGGCAGUGCGGGCUCUAGCUAAGGACUCUAAAAAGCGAAUUGACGCUCGAAAGGGACUCUUAUUAGCUUCUUACUCAAGAAAGAGAACAAGAAGACGCAAGAGGGGCAAAAAUCCUUUACAUCAUAUAGCAGCAGUCACAGCUGUUUCAGAAAGUUCAAGGUCCAGGUCAAGAUCAGUGACUCCAAGUGGCUCACCACCUCCUCAACUAGUGCCUCCUCCGCCGCCGCCACCGCAUACAUUGCAUCCUGACAAUGCUUUAGGUCGCGGGGCUUUAAGUGUAGCGGGUCGUCAGUUAAGUGACCAUAGCAAUAACCGGGAAUCAUCACUUGACGACUCAGGUGUAGUGGAUGACCACGAUGAUGGUGAACAUACGUCUGAUGAUCAAGCUCCGCAUCCGCAUCCACGACGCACGCAUCUGCUGCCUCCUCCACCUCUGCCUCCGCAUCCACCAACUCCAGUGUCUCAAAUUCCUCAAAUACAACAAGACAGCAAAUUGCAGGAAACAACUCAAAGUAAUGGUUCCAAAAGUAAUAAGCGCACUGAGAAAAUAAAGAAGAAACAGGAAAAGGAAAAGGGAAGCAUCCAAGAAAAAUACCCCCUAAAUCCUGAUUACCUCAAUCAAAUUGUGGUGCUAGGGGCGGACUGGCCAUACAAGCACGCGCCCGAUCUCCCCCAAGCGGAGACGACGAAAAUUAAUGAGCUCAGUUUAUUGGCAGCCACGCACAAAUCUCAUAUGGGCAAUUACGAGCAAAAUUGCACUUACUUCACAGAUGAACUUGUGGACAGAAACUGCGAGUGCUGCGUUUCUUGCUGCAUAGACUACGAGGGUUGGUUACAGUUCCAGAACUGCUUAUAUGGGAUCGUGAAAGAUCCUUUAUUUGAAUUGUUUAUAACUACUUGUAUAGUAUUAAAUACACUUUUCCUCGCGCUGGAACAUCACGGUAUGAGUGAAAAUGUUAGGCAAGCUUUGGAUAUAGGAAAUAAGGUUUUUACUUCAAUAUUUACUUUAGAAUGUAUUAUGAAAGUGAUGGCUAUGAGUAAGGAUUUCUUCUCUUGUGGAUGGAAUAUUUUUGAUCUGAUAAUCGUAUCUGCAAGUCUUCUCGACCUUAUAUUUGAGCUUGUUGAUGGUUUAUCCGUUUUAAGAGGACUUCGUUUGUUACGAGUGUUAAAAUUAGCUCAGUCGUGGACUACAAUGAAAGUAUUGUUAAGUAUAAUUAUAUCGACCAUAGGUGCUCUUGGUAAUUUAACUUUCGUUUUAGUGAUAGUUAUUUAUAUAUUUGCUGUCAUCGGCAUGCAACUAUUUUCCAAGUCAUACACUCCUGAGAAGUUUGAUCCAGACCCUGUGCCCAGGUGGAACUUCAAUGAUUUUUUUCACUCAUUCAUGAUGAUAUUCCGAAUCCUGUGUGGCGAGUGGAUCGAACCACUAUGGGACUGCAUGCGUGCCGAAGAAGCAAGUGGCGCAGAAAGCUGUUUCUUUAUUUUCUUACCCGCACUUGUAAUGGGAAAUUUCAUGGUGCUCAACCUCUUCCUUGCCUUGCUGCUUAACAGCUUUAACAGUGAAGAACUCAAAAAUAAAAAAGAGGAAGUUGGUGAGGACUCAAAAUUAGCUAAAAGUUUUGAUAGAAUACGUUCCAUAGUUAGAAAAAAAGGUUUCCUUAUAUCUAGGAGUAAAGAGACUGAAAAAAAAUCUAAGUUAGAAGAGCUGGUUAAUGAAAUUAUGUUACAACAGCGCGCUAUGAAGGAAAAAGAAGCGUCUAUACCCAGCGAGCAAAAGUUCUCUUCAUCAGUGCAAGAGAAUAUACUUUUUCCUCAUGACAAUAUAUACAGUCACAGUUAUCAGGAAGCAUUAAAUAGGCCAAUAUCGGUGGCCUCCGACUUCGCGUAUCCACAAUUUUAUCAAGGUGGGAAUAAUUUAAAUCACGGCAGUCAAGAAACUUUGAAAGACGUACGUGAUUUAGCAACAGAAUAUAAAAUAACAAGCAUAAGAGAGGAUUCUAAAGAAAAUUUAGAUGAAACCUCGUCUGUAACGGAAAAAGUUAUUGCACAACGACUACUAAAUCAAUCAUCAUCGGGUUAUCAUACGCAACCUUCAGAUUCAAAAGAUGAAAAUGAACAAUAUGAAAUGGCUGAAAUAUCUUGUCGGACUACACCAGAUAAGUCUAGGAGACAAGAAAAGGAAAUGCCAAGUAUUUUAAAUAGGGAUACAAUAAAAAGGACCGACGAAGAAGACAUGAAACGUCCAUGGCAAACUUUGGUAUCAUAUGUAGAUGAGCUAACAAUAGGUGGGAGAAAAAACUCCAAGGGUCAAUAUAUAGAUGCUAUGGGUAAUUUUCCUGGCUUUGGUAAACGAAAAGAACCAAAAGUUCCACAAGAUUGUUUUCCUCGUCAGUGUUACACCGCAUGUUCAUGUUGGGAUGCUUGCAUUCAAACUAAGCUUGGUCAACGAUGGAUGUUUAUUCGUACUUUUAUUUUACGUUACGUUGACACCCCAGCAUUUGAAUGGUUCGUCUUAGUUUUGAUUUUUGCGUCCAGUAUAACCCUGUGCUUCGAAGAUAUCCACCUUGAAAAGAAUAUACCACUAAAGAAAAUACUCUAUUGGACCAACUUAGGAUUCUGCAUGAUCUUCGUGAUUGAAAUGUUUCUGAAAUGGAUAGCUUUGGGCUUCUUCAGAUAUUUUACAAGUUUCUGGACGCUUUUAGACUUUACUAUAGUUUUUGUUUCAGUUUUCAGUUUGUUGAUAGAAGAAAACGAAAACCUAAAAGUUCUCAGAUCUUUAAGAACUUUACGAGCACUAAGACCACUUCGGGCUAUAUCUCGAUGGCAAGGAAUGCGAAUAGUUGUAAACGCAUUGAUGUACGCAAUUCCAAGCAUUUUUAAUGUCUUACUUGUGUGUUUAGUAUUUUGGUUAAUUUUCUCGAUAAUGGGUGUUCAGUUUUUUGGUGGAAAGUUUUUCAAGUGUGUCGAUGACGAAGGAGAAUUAUUACCAUUGGAGGUUGUGAACGAUAAAUGGGAAUGUUAUUAUAAUAACUUUUCAUGGGUCAAUUCCAAGAUAUCUUUCGAUCAUGUAGGGAUAGCGUACUUAGCUCUCUUUCAAGUAGCAACAUUCGAAGGUUGGAUGGAAGUAAUGGCAGAUGCUGUGGACGCAAGGGGAGUUGAUUUACAACCAGCUAGGGAAGCCAAUCUUUAUGCCUAUAUAUAUUUUGUUAUUUUCAUUGUAUGUGGCUCAUUCUUUACUUUAAACUUAUUCAUAGGAGUCAUUAUUGACAAUUUUAAUAUGCUCAAGAAAAAGUACGAAGGGGGUGUUUUGGAGAUGUUCCUUACGGAAAGCCAAAAACAUUAUUAUACUGCUAUGAAAAAGUUAGGCAGAAAAAAACCACAAAAAGUAAUAAAAAGGCCGAGAAACCAGUUCCUUGCUAUGUUCUACGACCUAUCAAAUUCUCGUCGUUUUGAAAUAGCAAUAUUUGUGCUCAUAUUUCUUAAUAUGCUUACAAUGGGGAUAGAACAUUAUGACCAACCACAUUCUGUUUUCUUUGUUUUAGAAGUUAGUAACGCAUUUUUUACUACAGUUUUUGGGUUAGAGGCAAUAGUUAAAAUCGUCGGUCUACGAUACCAUUAUUUCACAGUACCUUGGAACGUUUUCGAUUUUCUUCUUGUUUUAGCUUCUAUUUUAGGCAUUCUUAUGGAAGACAUUAUGAUCGACCUCCCUAUAUCUCCCACAUUACUAAGGGUUGUUCGUGUUUUUCGUAUUGGGAGAAUUUUAAGACUGAUUAAAGCCGCUAAGGGUAUUAGGAAACUUCUAUUUGCAUUAGUAGUAUCUCUCCCAGCUCUUUUUAAUAUAGGUGCCUUGCUCGCGUUAAUAACUUUCAUAUACGCCAUUAUCGGUAUGUCAGUCUUCGGUCACGUCAAAGAACAAGGUGCUUUGGACGAUAUCGUCAACUUUCAAACCUUCGGUAGAAGUAUGCAGUUACUUUUUCGCCUUAUGACUUCAGCUGGUUGGAAUGAUGUACUUGAGUCGCUUAUGAUCCAACCUCCUGACUGUGAAUUAGGAGAUAUAGGCCAUAGCAAUGGAAACUGUGGAAGCCCACUUUUAGCUAUAACCUAUUUCACAUCAUUCAUUAUCAUAAGUUACAUGAUUGUCAUAAAUAUGUAUAUCGCCAUCAUCCUUGAGAAUUUCAAUCAAGCACAUCAAGAAGAAGAAAUCGGUAUUGUAGAAGACGAUCUUGAAAUGUUUUACAUUAGAUGGUCUAAAUAUGAUCCACACGCAACGCAAUUUAUAAGUUUUGCUCAACUGUCAGAUUUUAUAGCAUCUCUAGAUCCUCCUUUAGGUAUAUCCAAGCCAAAUACGGUGGCAUUAGUUAGUUUUAAUCUUCCUAUUGCGAGGGGUAACAAGAUUCAUUGUCUGGAUAUCCUUCAUGCGUUAGUUAAACAUGUAUUAGGGCAUGUAGAAGAAACGGAAACGUUUAGACAAUUGCAAGAACAAAUGGAUAUAAAGUUUAAGAAACAAUUUCCAACACGAAAAGAAUUAGAGAUAGUGUCUUCCACUAGGAUAUGGAAAAGAGAGGACAAAGCAGCGAGAACAAUACAACGGACCUGGAGAGAAUAUGUGAAGCGUAAGAAUCGAAGUCCGUCAGUCGAGGAGGAGAGCACUAAGUGGUCACCUGGUGGUGGCUGGGGCGGUCGAUUAGGCGCCUUGCUGCAUGUUCGAAGAGGGUCACAUGCUUCCAGUAGAAAAUCUUCUAGAGCCUCUGAUGCUUCAGAUUUGAGCGAUUUGGGAGGAGCUUGGCUUAACCUGCCCCUUCUUUUACUGCCAGGCGCUGCCCCUGGUGAACAGCCUAGUGGAUCGGAGACGGCACCUCCGCGACGAAGAUCUGCUUACGGUUUGCCUCUAUUUCUUCGCCAUCAGGACGCUGUUGACGAAGAUAUCGGUCCGAAACGUGCAGGCUCACUUCGUUUGAUGUCGCGACGGAGUUCCGCACGGAGGGCGACGACCCCUGUACGUGCACGUACGCCUUCUCCAAAUGCCAAUAGUUCAGUCAGCAUUCUUGUCACUGAGGCUUCCCCAGAUGCGGCCCCUCCUCCUGCAGCGCCAUCUACAGUAGUCCGAGUUUUAGUUCACCGAGAAAGUGACGAACAACCCAGCUGA